AUGGCCAAGGUGGCCAGUGCCUUCAUCCUCCUCCUCCUCACCACGCUGUGCUGCUGGAGCUGGGCUCAGAGAGCUCCAGCUGUGCCAGACAAGUGUUGCUUCAACUUCCAGACAAGAAGGAUCAAGAGGGACAACGUGGUUGCCUGCUACCCCACCAGCCCCGAGUGCCCCCACCGGGCUGUCAUCUUUAAGGUGAAGAGCGGGAGAGAGAUCUGUGCCCAGGCGAGCAGAGCCUGGGUGAAGAGAUACCAGCAGAGCUUCCAAGUCAGCUCCUUCUCCAUUCCCAGCUAG
Molecule: messenger RNA, 291 nt
Organism: Chaetura pelagica (chimney swift)
Lineage: Eukaryota; Metazoa; Chordata; Aves; Apodiformes; Apodidae
Product: C-C motif chemokine 4-like
Exons: 3
Coding region: 1-291 (96 amino acids)
Biological process (GO): immune response; G protein-coupled receptor signaling pathway; lymphocyte chemotaxis
Cellular component (GO): extracellular region
Molecular function (GO): chemokine activity; CCR chemokine receptor binding
Source: RefSeq, a predicted model, not a curated record